Molecule: messenger RNA, 584 nt
Organism: Ctenopharyngodon idella (grass carp)
Lineage: Eukaryota; Metazoa; Chordata; Actinopteri; Cypriniformes; Xenocyprididae
Gene: ins
Product: preproinsulin
Exons: 3
Coding region: 143-469 (108 amino acids)
Cellular component (GO): extracellular region
Molecular function (GO): hormone activity
Source: RefSeq, a predicted model, not a curated record
AUUCGUUUUCCGCUGAUUCAGGCAAGACUGCAAAACAUGCCUAAACGCAUGUAUAAAAGUGAGAAGGACACGCUGUUCGUCCCAAACCAUCUCUCCUCUACCAUCUCUACCAUUCCUUGUCUGCUUCAAGAACAGUGUGACCAUGGCAGUGUGGCUCCAGGCUGGUGCUCUGUUGUUCCUGUUGGCCGUCUCCAGUGUGAACGCUAACGCAGGGGCCCCGCAGCACCUGUGUGGAUCUCAUCUCGUCGAUGCCCUCUACCUGGUCUGUGGGCCAACAGGCUUCUUUUACAACCCCAAGAGAGAUGUUGACCCUCUUAUGGGUUUCCUUCCUCCUAAAUCUGCCCAGGAAACUGAGGUGGCUGACUUUGCAUUUAAAGAUCAUGCUGAGCUGAUAAGGAAGAGAGGCAUAGUGGAGCAGUGCUGCCACAAACCCUGCAGCAUCUUUGAGCUGCAGAAUUACUGUAAUUAAAGAACCUAUAUGUCCUGUGACAGCUGUCAAUGACUUCACCACCUGUUUGCACACAGGUAUCAGCCUUAAUGCUCUUGAUUUGUUUUUCAUAGAAAAUAAAAUUUUAUCAAAUGAA